AUGCGGGCACAGCUGGAGAAAGGAGAGACAGAUGCUCCAUCGACUGCGCGAGCUGGACGGCGCCAGCUUCCAUCGAUGGUUCCGGAUCCGGAGUGGGACCGAAAGGAGCUUCCUCCGAUAGGUCGAGCUCUUGUGGAGCGAAGGAAGACGAAUCCAUCGCAUCAUUCAUGUCUGAAAACUGAAGCGAUACUACAACACAACCGUUCACGACUUCACAAUUGCCCAAAAUGGACACCAUCUUCACUACUCGUUACGCACCUCGCUACAACUAUCGACUCUGUCGCUUAUCACCUCGUCACCACCGCCGACCCUGUUGGCUAUCAAAUCCUCACGUUAUUCAUCAUACUUCUCAUCUGCAUUGUCGUCCUCAGCGGAGCAGCCUCGUUACUCGGUCUCGCGCAGAUCCUUUUAUGGUUAUCAGAUCCGGACGGCGUGACCAGAUUCACAGGGAAGAAAGGUGUUACGACCUAUCGUUUCAUCAUGGAUCAAAGGCAAAAGAAGGCAAGUGAAAUAGAAACAUUUUCUAAUUUCAAGGGAUAUCUUAUAUUUCCCGAUGAAAUUUCUCUUCAGAAAGAGAAGGAAACUAUUUCCGCUAAUACCGAAGGAAGUGCCCAACACGGAACGAAUGACGAACGGCCCACACCGGUACUAGGAGGUAAGCAGUCGUUUUGCAUCGAUUUACCGUGUUAG
Molecule: messenger RNA, 690 nt
Organism: Haemonchus placei
Lineage: Eukaryota; Metazoa; Nematoda; Chromadorea; Rhabditida; Trichostrongylidae
Source: the annotation of a GenBank genome assembly